Rattus rattus (black rat) is the source of this 1576-nucleotide messenger RNA. It is a transcript of the gene Nmnat3, whose product is annotated as nicotinamide nucleotide adenylyltransferase 3. The record is from RefSeq and is a predicted model, not a curated record. The transcript has 3 exons. Gene Ontology annotation, biological process: NAD+ biosynthetic process. The coding region runs from base 1 to 627 and encodes 208 amino acids. Lineage: Eukaryota; Metazoa; Chordata; Mammalia; Rodentia; Muridae. Gene Ontology annotation, molecular function: nicotinamide-nucleotide adenylyltransferase activity; nicotinate-nucleotide adenylyltransferase activity. Gene Ontology annotation, cellular component: mitochondrion.
AUGUACCAGGUGAUCGAGGGCAUCAUCUCGCCCGUCAAUGACAGUUAUGGGAAGAAAGACCUGGUGGCUUCCUACCACCGCGUGGCCAUGGCCCGGCUGGCCCUGCAGACAUCUGACUGGAUUCGGGUAGACCCCUGGGAGAGCGAGCAGGCGCAGUGGAUGGAAACGGUGAAGGUGCUGAGGCAUCAUCACGGGGAGCUGCUCAGAUCCAUGGCCCAGAUGGAUGGCCCAGACCCCAGCAAAACACCAUCAGCCUCUGCGGCACUGCCUGAGCUGAAACUCCUCUGCGGAGCUGAUGUCCUCAAGACCUUCCACACCCCCAACCUCUGGAAAGACUCGCACAUCCAGGAGAUAGUGGAGAAGUUCGGCUUGGUGUGUGUGAACCGGAGCGGUCAUGACCCGAAGAGGUACAUCUUGGAUUCGCCCAUCCUCCAACAGUUCCAGCACAACAUUCACCUGGCCAGGGAACCCGUUCUGAACGAGAUCAGUGCCACAUAUGUCAGGAAAGCCUUGCGCCAAGGGCAGAGCGUGAAGUACCUCCUCCCCGAGGCUGUCAUCACCUACAUCAGGGACCAGGGCCUCUACAUCAAUGACAGUUCCGGGAAAGGAAAAGGAAAGACUGGCUAGAGGGCCUUCUGGGGCGUCAGGGGUGAUUUUGCUCUGGUUCUGUGUUUGUUUCUACAGUGGUUCUACCAGGGGUGACUUCCUGCUCCGGGAAGAGACUGGGCCUCUGGCAGGGACAGUCAUGUAACAUCAGAGCAAACUAAAUUGCUUAACAUCAGAGCACGACAGGUCAUAGGAUUAGGCAAAACCUCUCAGGGUCACUAAUGAGAAGGCCUGCUUACUGUGUAAAUGGCAAUUAUAGAAGUCACACUGAUGCUCUUCUGAGCAUGGCCGGCCCCUGAGGGGUCCAUCACAGUCACCCUCGUUCGUUUUUUUUUAAAAGUCAGGCCUGGCAAAGCAUACUGGUUUAGAUAGGCCAUAUUUGAUAGGGUGCUAAUUACUGAACAGAGGGCCUUUUCAACAUCCUUGUUUCAAACAGAAUAAAAGCAAGCGAGGAUUCAGGUAUCUGGAAACAGCAUUAUCACUGAUUUCCAGUGUAUUCCCCCUUGCAAACCAUGCCCUGCCUGCCUACCUGUUUUAAAAUUUUUGACCACGUUCUUUCUAUGUUGUGGUCAAGUGACAUGUGUUUAAGAUCUAUUUUAUUAUAUGUGUGUGUGCAUGUAUGUGUACAUGCAUAUGGGAGGGACAUCGGAGUGCCUGAAGCCAGAGUUACUGGCAGUUGUGAGCCCCCUGAUGUGGGUGCUGGGACCCAAACUCCAGUCUUACAGAAGAGCAGCAAAUGCUCUUAACCGCAGAGCCGCCUCUCCAGCCCCCUCGAGCAAUAUUUUUUGAUACAGCAUGUAUUUUUACACCCAUAUAGUCUAAACACCAGGGUUCCCGAUAUCCUGAUUUCUAAAAAGGAACUGAAGUAAGACAGAUGCCUGUCUGCUUUAGAAGAUCGUUUGAAUGUUUUAUGACUGUCUGCUUGUUUGAAUAUUGGCAAAAGGAUAAAUAAUAAAUUGACAUCAAAAAA